AUGUCCCCCGUCGACGAGCAGCAGCUGCAGCCGCCCAGCGCGAGUCCAGAGCCCGAAGCGGCAGCGGUGCUAGCAGAGCCCAAUUCCGACUCUACGGUGGUCGUGAUAGUCGAGCCAGAAGCACCUCAACGCCUCAGCAGCCUCAGCAGCAUCCCGGACGCUGACAAGCCUCUCCCGCGGCCAAACAGGUCCCCACCGCCCGCCGCAGGGCCCUCGCGCAUCUCGCUGCCGCCCGCGGACAACGUGCCCGGCCCGUCGCGGCGGAACACCGGCUCGUACGACAAGUCGCCCGCGGGGAGCAUCUCCGGGCCCGCCUCUCCGCAGCCCAUCCCGGUACCCUUCUCCCGCCCGGCGGACGCGCUCCUGCGCGACCGUGGAGACCGGCGCGCGCUCAGCAGCCUUGGACACGGCGCCAUCUCGGAUGACAGGUACCAGCCCGCGCGUGCGGUCAGCUACGACCCCCGCAUGGCCCGCCACGCGGCCAGGCGGGGUGUACAGUCGGAGGUGUUUGAGCGGGCUGCCGCGGGGGAACGGCCGCGCACGGCGCCGUACGGGACGGUGGGCGAAGAAUACGUCGGCACCAAUGUGGAUUGGAUGAUCCCGAACGCCCCGCCGGAUGCGCGCGUGCCGCCAAACGGCAACAUGCCGAUGCCGAAUGCGAGCGGGUACGCAUCGGUGGACGUGAAGGAGGUGUCGAGCAGCAUAACACGGGAGAAAACGGUGUACGAGCGACUGCAGCCUACACUGGAGCACGCGAACACGGAGCUGGCGGCGUAUACUCUGAAAGCGAGGUUGACUGGAUAUUCCCUGAACGCUUGCAUUGGACUACAAGUUCUACUUGGCGCGGUGACCACUGGCGUCGCCGCAGCCACCACCGGUAAAUCCGCCUCCAUUGGGGUGGCUGUCCUCGGGGGGCUUUCCACUCUCGCGGCAUCGUACCUUGCGCGCACACGCGGGUCCGGCGAGCCCGAGGCGUCGACCGCACGCUGCAAAGAUCUGGAAAACUUCAUCCGCGAGUGUGAGGCGUUCACGCUCGACAAGGGCCAUGUCGUCGGCACUGAAUACGACUAUGUGAUCGAGAAAUUCCGCCAGCGGUUCGAGGAGAUCAUGGGCAACGUCUCAAAUAGCCCAAUCGACGGGCAGAAGGAGAAGGGCAACUCUUCGGUGUGA
Sparassis crispa is the source of this 1170-nucleotide messenger RNA. RefSeq lists its product as hypothetical. Bases 1 to 1170 code for a protein of 389 amino acids. The record is from RefSeq and is a predicted model, not a curated record. Lineage: Eukaryota; Fungi; Basidiomycota; Agaricomycetes; Polyporales; Sparassidaceae. The transcript is spliced from 4 exons.